AAUUUUAUUCUGCAUCCCCCAUCUUAUACUGCGAAUCAGAUGAUUGACUACUCGUUAUAUCUUGUCACUGGUCGAGAAUUGCUUCCUCAAGGACAGGAUUACUUUGAUUCAUUGGAACAGUCUCUUCAAGGCGGUGUUACCGUCGUGCAAAUUCGAGAAAAGAAUACGGACACUCGCGAGUUUCUUGAUGUUGCACUGAGGUCGAAGGUUAUCUGCGACCGAUACAAUGUUCCCCUGAUUGUUAAUGAUCGUGUCGAUAUCGCUCUUGCGGUGCAGGCUGCUGGCGUACAUGUUGGUCAAUCCGAUAUGCCAGUCUCAAUUGCGCGGAAGUUGCUGCCAAGGGGCACAGUCAUCGGCGUUUCUUGCAAUAACAUUCAAGAAUUAGACAAGGCAGUAAGUGAUGGUGUAGAUUAUGUAGGUAUUGGAGCGGUGUGGUCCACGACGACGAAGACUUUGAACAAACCAGUUGUUGGAGUUCGAGGAGUGGGGGAAUUGUUACGAAAGCUGGAUGGGACUUCUGUCAAAGCGGUCGGUAUUGGCGGAAUCAAGCUGAAAAAUCUAUUACGAACUCUCCAUGGAACUGUCAGCACAACAAAUCGUGCGUUAGAUGGUGUCGCUGUCGUGUCAGAGAUAGUAGCCUCGACGCGGCCGCGGGAAGCUGCCGCAAAAUUAUGCGAAGUCCUUUCUGCAUUCAGAAGCGGUGACUCUAUCUUCAAAGCUAUGAGAACGCGCUCAGAAUAUACCGCAGGGUCUGUGAUAGAUGGGGUCGUUCAAAUUAUGAGUUGUGUCCGAGACCACAAUCCAUUGGUUCAUCAAAUCACAAAUAAUGUUUCCAUCGCACAAUCUGCCAAUGCUACGAUAGCUCUAGGUGCUUCACCGAUCAUGGCCACCACUGUACAAGAAAUGGAAGACAUAUCGCGUAUAAAUGGGGCACUUUUGGUCAAUAUUGGGACUUUAGUCCCCACUGCAUAUGAAGGCAUGGUAGUAGCUGGAUCCUGUGCGAAUGCUCAAAAGAAACCUGUUGUCUUCGAUCCUGUCGGCGUUGGCGCAUCUCAUUUUCGUCAGAGUUCUGUCAAUACAUUGUUAGACAGUUGGCAAGCCAGUGUCAUCAAAGGAAAUGCAGGCGAGCUCGCAGCUCUAGCAGGAUCAAAUGAGGUACAAUCCAAAGGCGUCGACACCAUAGGGUCAGGAUUUAAAGAUCCUGUUUCUUUUGUCAGAAAUCUUGCUCGGAAAGAACGCUGCGUGAUUGUGAUGAGCGGCGAAAUCGAUUAUAUAUCGGAUGGUGCCAAUGUCGCCGUUUUGUCUAAUGGACACCAACUGUUGGGUCAAAUCACAGGCUCCGGUUGCAUAGCUGGCUCGUGCAUUGCUUCUCAUUGUGCUGGAGCUAUGAUUUUAGCACAAGGGGAGGAUAAGGAAGGGAAGCUAGUCAUCGGUGAUAUUUUCCUAGGUGCAAUCGGAGGCAUUUUGGCACUUACUAUCAGCGCCGAAUUGGCAGCACUGCGAGAAGAUGUCAAAGGCCCUGGCACUUUCUUUCCCGCCUUGAUUGAUGAAUUGUUUACGCUCACUCCUCGCAGUAUACAAGAGCGAGCGCGCAUUCAGAUUCAAUAAAAUAAGGUUUGGUUAAAUCACAGAGUGUAUUGGAAUCUCUGAAUCAGAGUACGUUCGGCAUAAUCGCUUUUUGUUCAGAGUCUCUCAUUAUUAGGCUCCAUUGUCGUGGACCACACCUUGCUUGGUGACUAAUGUACUCAGAAUUGAAAGGUAGAUUCAAUGCGGCGCGCCGC
Messenger RNA from Lentinula edodes (shiitake mushroom), 1781 nucleotides. RefSeq names its product thiamine biosynthetic bifunctional enzyme Thi4. Bases 40 to 1608 code for a protein of 522 amino acids. Gene Ontology annotation, molecular function: magnesium ion binding; thiamine-phosphate diphosphorylase activity; ATP binding. Lineage: Eukaryota; Fungi; Basidiomycota; Agaricomycetes; Agaricales; Omphalotaceae. The transcript has 13 exons. The record is from RefSeq and is a predicted model, not a curated record. Gene Ontology annotation, cellular component: cytoplasm. Gene Ontology annotation, biological process: thiamine biosynthetic process.